CAUCUACGCGCUGGAUCGCAGAGUUCAGAGUAGGAGUGCGUACUAUUCUUUCCCCGAUGAAAACGGCACGAUAUGACUGAUCCACGGAGCUCAUGCGCUCAUCGACAUCAUGCAUAUCAGUGGCACUGGACCGAAGCUGUGCUCUCAUUCGCUGAUGCGGUAUAUAGCGCCCUAUCUUGCGAGCGCCACAGCAAGUUCCCUCUCUGUUUGGCCCCUCAAUUUCAUUGGCUGGCUGAAGCGUAUCCUGUCUGUUGCUCCAAUCUUCGACAUUGCGCUCUACCGUCGGACUCGUAGCUCCCGUACUCCUGCGUGUCGCCCACCAUGGCCGAGCUCUCAAUCUCCGAUACCCAAGUCAUUCUCAUUUUCUCUCGCGACGACCCUCGCCGGACGAUUCUCUUCGACCAUCGCACCUCGCAUAUGGCAUACAGGGUAACUACGACCGGCGAUGAAAGAUCUGGAGACAUGAAGUACGAGAUGGACAUUGUCAAUGCCCAGGAUACAAGCAUCGCCAGUCUACGCUCGCGCACAUUGCGGUCCGACUUGUUGACACUCGCGGACGGUACGAGCGUCUCGGAGAGCGAUUGGUUGAAGAGAAACUUGCUGAACGAUACGGCCACCUUCAAAGACAGCUCUGGCGCGCAGCUCAAAUGGAAGGUGGAUAAGCAAACGCAAAACAUGUCGCUAUACGAAGCAGGCGGCUCACAUCAGCCGCUCGCGACGUACAGGAGAUCCAGAGACGUUUCCGUUCCGCCUCCUGGCAGCGAUCUCAUCAGCCCUUCCGUGUCAAGUCUACCGUGGCUCUCGACUUCGACUCUUCAUACCUUACGCAAUGACAUUCCAAGCUCAAGCAGUCGAGUAGAAAAGGAGGAAUACAAGCAGCGCGUUCCCGCUACCUUGGCGCUUUCUGCAGCCGCCAUGUACAUGCAAGAUCUGGUCGUGAUCUCUUACCUGCUGUUCCAGCGAGCUCGCCGGUCGCCUACGGGUUCACAUGCGGAAGACGACGUGUCGGUGUCUGCAGAUGGAAAGACGCUGACGAACGCCGUCGGCGAGCCCGAGCGCGUUCAGGACUGCGAGGCGCCAAUGGAUCUACCGAUUGAAACGUAUGCAUAUGCAUAUGCCUUCUGGUAGAGCCUUUUAAGCUUCAAUAUGUGGUGACGAUGUAAAGGGAAGCGCUGGAUUAGUGAUGCUUGCGCCAGGAUUACCAAGCCGGAAGGCAGAGUCGCUCGUGCAGCGCACGACCGGCGGAUCCCAGCGAUGUGGGUCGUGAGUAAGGACAAGAGUGACCUGUCUUCCUCUCAGUAUCGGUAUAAAGCUGUUUCACUGCGCUCCAGUCCCG
Molecule: messenger RNA, 1336 nt
Organism: Schizophyllum commune H4-8
Lineage: Eukaryota; Fungi; Basidiomycota; Agaricomycetes; Agaricales; Schizophyllaceae
Exons: 5
Coding region: 322-1128 (268 amino acids)
Source: RefSeq, a predicted model, not a curated record